Messenger RNA from Protobothrops mucrosquamatus (brown spotted pit viper), 955 nucleotides. It is a transcript of the gene FADD, whose product is annotated as Fas associated via death domain. Gene Ontology annotation, biological process: regulation of apoptotic process; signal transduction. The record is from RefSeq and is a predicted model, not a curated record. Lineage: Eukaryota; Metazoa; Chordata; Lepidosauria; Squamata; Viperidae. Gene Ontology annotation, molecular function: protein binding.
UUUUUGCACGUAACCUCUCGCCUUUGAAAAAAGACUUGUUAGGUUGGAUGGCUGCUCUACCAUUUCAAAUGCUUUUGGAAAUGAUUGGGCAAACUUGCUGAAAAAAAGCUGUUAUCGGUGGGAAAAACUGGUCUCUGACAAAUCUCUUUUAUCAAACAAGGUUUCCGGAAAUGGAUCCCUUUUUGGAUUUGCUGAAUUCAUUUUCAAGGGCCUUGUCGCCUGCGGAGCUUGAAGAUCUUAAAUUUCUUUGCCACAGCCACAUUGGUAAAAAAAAACUUCAGGGUGUGAGCCGUGGCAAUGAGCUCUUUGCGAUUCUCCUGGAACAGGAAAAAAUUGCCUCCAACGAUGUAGAGUUUUUGAGACAGCUGCUCAAAACCCUGAAAAGAGAAGAUCUACUAACCCAACUGGAGCAGUAUGUCAAAACAGAAGAUGGUGAUCCAGGUUGUCAACCAGAUGAUGAACAGAAAUAUAAACUGAAAAGAGCUUUUGAAAUCAUAUGUGAAAAUGUUGGAAGGAACUGGAAAAUGCUCGCUCGAAAACUUGGAAUUUCAGAUGCCAAGAUGGAUAAGAUUAUGGCUGCUAAUCCCUACAAUUUGGAAGAACAAUUAAUGCAAUCACUUGUAGAAUGGCAAAAAUUAAAAGGAAAGGAUGCGAAGGUGGAGGAUAUAAUAAUGGCUCUCAGGGACUGUCGAAUGAAUCUAGCAGCAGAUUAUGUUGAAGAAGCUGUGAAAGAAACUGAAACUCAGUAGGAUCAGUCAGAAGAGACUCUGCUGGCAUUGAAUUAAACAUUCACAAGAGAAGACUAGGGGUGCCACAUCUGGGCUGCAGAAAUGAAUGAUCAUUAGAUGGCAGCAAAGUGACACAGAAAAUGUUUUGACAUUUUGCUUUUACAUAAUAGUUUACAAAAUUUUUGUAGCCAAAUUUGCAAAGUUCUGCUUCAAUUAAAAGAUUUUCC